CUCCACUUCACUACUCCCACCACACCGCAAACCAUGGACAUGCUUGAAGCAAAUAUAGUGCAGGUGCAUGUGCACAUCGAGCGGCAUUUAAUGCAGGAUUUGCCAGAAACGAGCAGUGGAAUAGCACAGUGGUGCAGAGAUAUAUUUGUGGCAAAGGAUGCUUUAUUGGAGCUACAUCUUGCGAAAGGCAAAUUCAGUGACAAAGAAUACCACGACAUUGGCAGACCAAAAAAAUCUUUGUUUGUCAUUAUAUCUUGGUCAUGUCUCCUCAUCUUUGCCACGGUCAAAUUUUUCGAAUGGUUCCCAUUUUCCGUGGGAGAAAUUGCAUUUUGUACAGUUUUCAUGGCACUUGUUAUGAUCCUUAUGCAGAUCCUCAUUCUUUUUUCCCAGUCAGAACGUUCUACACCAUCCAAAGUAUUCCCACCCGAUGCAUUGAAGGAGAACCUUCUUCAGACAUGAGCCAAUAUAAACUGCAUUAACUUGUAUCUACCCCGCACGUAUUAGCGAUUCCUUUCAACAUCAUCCAUGGUUUCAACAUCAUCCAUGCAUUAACUUCGUUAGAAAAUCACUAAAUCUGCCUAUAUUCGGUUUAAAACUCGUUAAACUAUUCUAAGAGUUGGUACUGGAAUGCAUCUUUUCUGUUGUGUAUCAGUAGAUGAUUCCAACAUAUGUAGUAUAUUCAAUGUGUGAAAUACAUACAGUUUGUAUCUAUUUUAUGACAUCAGCUACAGUUUGUUUACAGAAUUGUUGAGUAAGGUUUUUUAUUUCAUGCUUUGAGAAGAGACUACAUAUUUCAUAGUGGAGUUAUGCAGGACUACUGUUUGCCAGAGUAGCUAAAUUCUACAGCUAACUGUAUGUUUUGCCUUCUUAUUGUGCCAUCGACUCCAAUUGCAUGCAGAUCUAUCCUAAUUAUAAAGUUCUUUU
Molecule: messenger RNA, 924 nt
Organism: Ilex paraguariensis (yerba mate)
Lineage: Eukaryota; Viridiplantae; Streptophyta; Magnoliopsida; Aquifoliales; Aquifoliaceae
Source: the annotation of a GenBank genome assembly